AUGGCGCAUGAAGCGAAUGCAAGCCUUACCAACGGUCAUACUGAGCCUCACUAUGGCUCUCGAUUGUUGCCUCAGGUUGUCGACGAGCUGGCAGAGUCAAACCCGUCGAGGGUCUACGCCAUCUAUCCUUUCACCUCAGAUCUCUCGAAGGGCUUCCGCCAUGUCACAAUGGGCGAGCUUGCGCAGGCCGUCAACAAGGUUGCCUUCUGGCUCGAUGACACCACUGGUCGUAGCACAACUUUCGAGACGAUUGCUUAUAUGGGACCAUCAGAUAUUCGUUAUACCAUCUUCUUUCUUGCCGCCAUCAAGUGUGGCUACAAGUUUUUCUGCGCGACCCAGAUGGAAUUCAUAGUUCAAGAUCUAAAGCAGUCAGUGCAAAACAUGGCGAUCUACAGCGUAGAGUCUUUAGACAACAUGCUCGAUGGAGCUUCUAAGCGCUAUCCAUACGAAGUCACGUAUAAAGACGCGUGUUGGGAUCCAAUACUAGUACUUCAAUCUUCAGGUUCCACAGGUCAGCAAAUUGCAAGUGUUGACUCUCACGUCUUGAUCUUACAUGAUAAGUAG
Bacidia gigantensis is the source of this 564-nucleotide messenger RNA. RefSeq lists its product as uncharacterized. NCBI's taxonomy places the organism in Eukaryota, Fungi, Ascomycota, Lecanoromycetes, Lecanorales, Ramalinaceae. The coding region runs from base 1 to 564 and encodes 187 amino acids. The record is from RefSeq and is a predicted model, not a curated record. The transcript has 2 exons.